AUGGACCCGGUGAGACGCGAGUGUAUCGGGGUGGAUGAUGACGCUCGGACGUCGUCGAGCGGAGGUUUGGGCGUCGAGCGCGGGCGAAGAAGGCGGGGGCGGUUGAGCGCGGCGUGGAAGUGGCUUCUCUUCGCGUGCGCGGCGUGCGCGCUCGGGACGACGAACGCGGGGGUUGAGAUGCUCGAACCGGCGGAUUGGGGGGUGUGGCCGUCUUCGCAGUUGAAUCAGAAUAAUCUUACCGUGACUGUUCGCGGUUCGGCGUUCUUUUCGACGAAUUUGUCGGCGUGUAGAGUCGGAGACUUCGUGGUACCACUCGCACACGUGAGCUCCGAGGAGGUCAGGUGCACGGUGGCGCCGAGUCUUCGGCUACGGAAAGGUUUUUCUUACGUCGAGGUGUCGAUGAACGGAUUAGAUUUUACUAGCGAUAGGAUCACAUUUAAUCUGCACGAGCCGGUGAAGCUCGAGCAGGUUUUCCCAUACGGUUGGGAUAAAGGCGGAGGAGGCGUGCUCCGCCUGAGCGGCUUAAACUUUGCGCCGGGAUCAAGUAAGUGCGCGUUUGGUGCCGGAGGUACCGGCACCGUCGCCGCUGUGAGCGAUUUAGCGCCCUCAGAAGUGGUUUCAAGCGCGUUUAUGAAGUGCGAGACGCCCGCGUUUUCAAGUCUCGGGAUGACAGACGUAUCCGUGCGCUCAUGGAGUGACUCCGGCUCACUCAGUGGAAGUCGAGCGUUCGAGGUUUGGCAAGAACCAACUACGAUCGAAAUCGCCGCGACUUGGAAUAUGAGUCACGCUGCGCAGGGUGGAGUGGCGAUUGUCCUUCAAGGGUUCGGGAAUGAAGAACUCGUUGAACCCACGAAUAUGUUUGGUUAUUCAUGCCACUUCGGCACGAUCACGGUAAGCGCCGUCAUGGAUACGCUCACUGUCAAUAGGACUGUGACGUGCAAAUCUCCGGCUUUGCAUCACACGAACUCAACGGUUGAUUUAUGGAUUGGGCCUAACAUAGAUUCAUUCAAACCGAACACCUCUGUCACUUUCACGUAUCCAGACAUCGAGUCUGAAUCAGUGGAAGUGCCGGGAGAUGAAACGACAGUGGUGUACACGGGCUCUGAAAUCGCUGUCGUACCGACGUACGUUUUGGCGCCGGGCGGAUCCGUGAUAUCUGUGACAGGAACCAGCCUGUCUACAGCUUCGUCAUGUAGAGUCGGUACGGAUACCACGGCAAUCGUGCGAUUCAUCUCGUCAUCAUACAUUCAGUGCGAGAUUUCACCGGGUUCCGAAGGUGGGGCGUAUUUGUUCACUUCUGGUGACUCGAGCGUGCAUUCGACUAAUAUUCAUUUCGUCCCUGUCAUGGAGUUGAGCUCGACUGCUCCAGUGUAUGGAGGCCUCGAGGGCGGAACAUCAGUCCAACUGACGGGAUCUAAUUUUGAACAUAGCAGCGAUCUGGCCUGUUUGUUCGGAUCAGUAAGCGUUUUGGCGACUCAUUAUUCCACUACUCAGAUAGAUUGCGUUUCUCCGGCGCACGCAAAGGCUGUUGUUUCCAUGGGCGUGGGCAGAAGAGACCUGGCAUCACAUUCAUUCAUCUCGGAGACUUCUUAUGUUUACAACUCAUCAAACAUGCUUGCUGCUGUGAUGCCUUCUGUUGUUCGAAACGUGGGUUCCACCUCCUUGACGCUCGUUUGGUCUCAGUUGUAUGCUGAGAGCACGGGAUGUAGAGUGGAUGGCAUCUUGCUGGAUCCUUGCACUGUCACGGGGAGCACCAGUCCCGGCUUUGUUGAGGUGUUCUCGUAUACUUUUGCCACAGAUACGUUUGUGAGCGAACCGGCUGAGUUUGCAUACUACGUGUCUCCCGUGGUAUCAGGCUCUAUUCCUGUCGUGAUCCAGAACUUCAUUCCAACUGUUGUCUACAUGCUGGGCUCAGACUUUGUCAAUGAGGCGAACGUACUUUGUGCGUUUGACGACACUGCAGUUGAUGCGACAUUCGUGUCGUCCGCGCUGGUCAAGUGUACGUCACAUCUGGUUGGUACUCUUGGAAACAAGGACGCACAAGUUGGGUUUGGUAGCGCGAGCGCUGAAGGUGUAUGGAGUCGAACAGAGAUGUCCCUGAGCGCAGUAGACAUUCUGAACAUGACGAGCAUCAGUCCAACAAGAGGCGUACUCACUGGUGGCACUGUCAUCACUGUCACUGGUGAGGGCUUCGAAGGAGUUGGUAGCGUGUACUGUCGCGUGGGUACUAUAUCGUACAUACAGUCGAGAGUCAUCCGUGAUGAGGUCGUUGAAUGCACGUCGCCAACAUAUUUUGACGCUACCGUCGAUGUCCAAGUGCACAUUCUUGGGAAUGUUUACGCCAACACGGCACAAUCGUUUGUGUACACAUCAGGUGUCGAACUGGUUGCUGUUCUUCCUCCCGCAAGUCCGCUGGGUGGAAAUAGUGACAUCCUCAUCUUCGGGCUUGAUGGUGAAGCAGGUGAGAGCUAUAACUGUGUGAUAGGUGGCUCUGUGGUGGCCAGCACGUUUGCUCGUUUUGGUGAAUUGCCGUGCGUCAGUCCUGCUAGCUCCGAAGGGUUCACCGCCGUUGGUAUCGGUGCGAUUAUUGACGACAUGUUCGAUCAGCAAGUAAUUGAGUACGUGCGCUCGCCGAUCAUGCGCUCGAUUUACCCUUUCAACGGACCGACCUCUGGGGGGACUCUGAUUCACAUUGUGGGCGAGCAUCUGCGCGAUUCUGCACACUUGUCUCUCGAAAGUACCAUUUCUUCGAGCCACUUCUUGAGCUCGGCGUUGGUUGUGUCUGAGCUUCCCGCAUCGACUGCAGCCGUACACAACGCUCGCGUGUCGAUGAAUGGCAAGUUGGUGAGUCAUGCGCUCACGUUCACGUCUCGUGAUGCGAUCACUUUGAGCAACUUGAGCUUGGUGGGUAUUGCUGACUCUGGCGGAAGUGUGAUCGACGUGACUGGUUCAAAUAUGCCAAAUGACCUCAGUCUGUUGUGCUCUUUUGGCUCGAUUCAAGUCUCGGCGCAGUGGUCAUUGAGCACCGCCGCAACGUGCGUGAGUCCUAGUCACAUGGUCGACACUUCAACAGAGUUCCGCGUGCACGCUGACCGCUUUGCAUCAGCAACUUCCAUCGUUGUCUUUUACGUGUCGGAGUCUGCUAUCACAGAUGCGCUACCGCCUAGCUUGAGUGCCGCCGAGUUGCCAACGCAAGUGACAAUUUACGGCGAAUGGCUGGCGAGUGCGUCCUGCGACGGAGUUGCUCUUCCAUUGAACACCUCGUGGGCAUCUUCUUUCUCAUGCACGAUCGACCCUGUGAGCGUAGGUUACGCUUCAGUGAGCGUGAUUUCUCGCGGUCUUACCACGAGUAUUGCGUAUAUGAUCAAGGAAACGCCUUCGCUUAUGAGUGUAUCUCCACCUGGAGCUUCAGACCUUCCUGGUGAGAUAUUCACGGUGUCUACGCGACAUAUGAUUGGUGACGGUGAACAAUUCCACUGCUUGUACGAUUCCACAGAUGCAGUCGAACCUGAGAUUGUAUCAUCCGCUUUGAUUCGAUGCGAAUCGAUUGCGACGGCGAAGUUGUCGACAAGUUUCACGAUCGAAGGAGGCAAUGGUGUCAUUGCGCUGUCCAGGCAAGCUGCACCCGUUGCGACCAGCAUUUCGCCAUCAACAAGCGGAGACAUCGGCGGCACGUUGAUCAGCAUCUCAGGAACGAGCAUACCGAUUAUAGAUGCAUCUGCCGUGUGCUCGUUUGGUACCAUCGGGCCUGUUACGCCGCAGUCUACCACUUCUCUGAUGGUUCGCUGCAUGUCACCUGCCGGCGUUGCUGAUGAAACAGUUCCUGUAUGUGUGAGCGUUUACGGAGUACUGUCUCCAUCGAGAAGUUGUGCGAAUGCUUCCAUCACCUUCAUCGCCCCAGUCGAUGCCCCUCUUGUUUUGGAUCAUGGUGUUUCGAGCAAGGACGGAGGAUACUUCUACCUCUGGCGCAGCGCUGCAUCAUACGCCCGCAUUUCAGUGUUGUCAACUGUGGAUCUCGGACUUGGGACGGCUACAGUUUCGAGCACUCUGGCGAGCGUGUACAUCUCUCCGCGUGCUGCAGGAGGUUUCACGCCAGUCUCUACCAUUCCUGAGAUCGGUGGGCUUUCCUUCGAUCAGCUUAUGGUGCAGCCUACGCCGUUGAUCUUAGGAGCGAAUCCGAAAUUUUUUACCGACGCCGGUGGCAGUCAGGUGUGGGUAUCUGGAUAUGAUCUCGGAAGCGAGCAGCUGCGAGUGAGCGUGGAUGACGAGACUACCGCAUUUAUCAUUGUUUCGUCCGCAUUGAUGGUCAUUGAAGUUCCCGACCACGCUCUUGGAAGAUCGUUCUUGAAGGCAGGUCUAGGGAGUCGGACAGACUCGAACGGAAUCGGCAUUGGUCCGUUCUCUUCGGUUGGUCUCGACUACGUCGUCGGAAUCAGUCUGACAAAAAUUAGUCCAACUCUCGGGCCGGAUGCCGGAACAUCACCAAAAGUGUCGAUCACAGGCGCGGGAUUCUCUGAUGGCUCUCCACUUGGGUGCAAAUUCGGCACCAUCGGGCCCACCAGCGUUUUGUACGUACACGAGAGAGAAAUCAAGUGUGCGGCUCCGGGCCAUGCCUUGGGAGAGGUGCCCGUCCAGAUAUCAACAAAUGGUCGUGACUACACUUCUGGGCUCACGUACACAUACGUGUAUGCGCCAUCUCACUUUGAUUCCAUAUCACCGGCGAUCUGGCCGACGCACGUUCCAAGUACCACCACUCUGUACGGUAAAGGAAUGGAUUCUCAGAUGGAGAAUUUGUGUGGCCCGUUCAACACAUCUACUCGCGGUUUGUCAACAGACACAAGUACUGUCUGCUCGUGGGUUGCGACGACCGUAGCGGGGUUUGUGCAGGUCGGAUACCACACUACAGAGGCGUACGUCAAGUACAACCCAGAUCAAACACAGUUUGAGUAUUACGAACCUCUCACCGUGACGAACUUGGAACCUUUUGAGGGCCCCGUCGAUGGUGGUACAGUCUUGUUUAUGUCGGGAUCCAAUUUCAGGAACGAUGAUGGCAACGUGAUGUUCGGAACCGUCACUGUCGUGUCGCAUUUCGUUUCUUCAUCUCUUCGCAUCAUCGUGAGUCCAAUGUUCUCCACGACAGGUUUGCAAACGCUAUAUGCGUCGACGCAGAAGACUGCUCUAACUGCCUUCUCUGCUGUUGAUGAACUGUCGUUGUCAUCAGUGUCGCCAGCACUUUCAACCAUAGAUGGUGGUCAGGAUCUUGUGGUAAUCGGUGACAAUUUCUCUGCGCCAGCGGCGGUGUGGUGUAGAGCUGGUGCUAUCGGUCCUUUGCUUGCUUAUCCAACAGAUGCUAAGUCGUUGAGAUGCACAUCACCUGCACACAUGAAGGAGUCUGGCGUGCACCUCCAAGUGUCCAUGAACAAACGCGAUUGGAGAUAUGAGCUCACACCGAGUCUAACAGAUCCUUCGGCAGCAGCUGGUUCGUCUUACGAUUCGAUUUUAACCAUCGACUACGUGCUUCCGGCAAAAAUAUGGCGCGUGCUUCCAUCAGCCGGUCACGUCACGGAUUCGUCUGCAAGUAUUGAGGCGUUUUACGACGUCCCGUAUCCAGUGCAAGGUGCCACAGCUCGAGGCUGUUUCAACGGUCGUGACGUCUCGACUUCGUCGGACACCUCUGGGCUUUAUUCGAUACUGUGUACAUUGGGACAAGACGCAUUCAUUCAGGGAAUGCACGCAAUCAUAACGUCAGGCCCUGACGCAGCCAACACGUCAUUCACUGGAAUUUUCCAGUACAGCACAGCGCCGACAAUCGAUGCUUUUGAGCCAGAGGUGAUUCACACAGGUGGCGGUACGCUGGUUUCUAUCUUCCUCGCUGAUGCAAUAGAGAGUGGUAUCGCGUGCAUGUUCUCUACCUGGACUCAAAACAGCUUCAGCGGUAGGGUCGUUGUCGACGCACACUUCAUCAGCUCUUCGUUGAUCGUGUGCGAGUCCCCUUACGCGGCGCCGCUCACAAAAGUUGGCCUGUCGGCUGGCUUGCACGGCACAACGCCUGAAAACGCACGAGUAGAGCUCGAAUCGGUUUCACGUCCACUGAUUACGCAUGUCGAUCCCAACAACUUGUUCUUGGACGGUGGCACAGCCAUCGGCAUCACUGGCACUGAUUUUGGAUUGCAAGUCCAAGAUCUUUACGGCUCUGUCGGCACCAUCUCUCCACUGUCUUUGAGAUGGUUAACAGCUGACAAGGUUGAAGCAAUCAGCCCCGCAACGUAUAGUGGCGAUAAAGCGGUGCUCUUAUCACAUCAUCUUUCAGCGAGAAGCGAGGUUUAUGGCACGUUGAUGACGUUCUUCAAACCAUUUGAGCCAAGCCCACUGAUUCCCGACGUGGUGCCAGCACGCGCAAACGCCUUCGUGCGCUUGCACGCUCUCAUCGGUUUCCUGCAAUCUUCUGUUCCAAGCUGUAAUCCUGCUGAUCCGAAGUUUUCGUUAUGUCAGGAAGCGAUCAAUAUUGGCGCCAUUUUCACAAAGACGCAGCCACCAAAUUUCGCGAUUCUCGAAAUUCCAGACACACAACUUACGGUGAACGUUCCGCAGCUUGCAUACGUGGAAAGUUCGUCGCCUACGGCGGUACAACCGUCAAUCUCUGUGACCGGAGGCGGUACUGUUGCAGUGGUUGCUGGCUCGAACUUUGUGGAUGGAAUGACGUUCGUGAGAGUCGGAGAUGUGGCGCACGCAAUACCUCACGCCUCACACUCAUUUGUUUCGUCAACGCUGAUACGCUUUGAGGUGCCAGCGGGUGUUAACGCGAGACGAGACAGUGUUUACACUUCCAACGCGUUUGCAGACUCGGAGUCUUGGGUAAACUCCGGUGAUUACACGACAUUUUACAACUUACCAACGUUGGUUGCAAGUUCUCAACCUCUUGUGUUUGUUGAAUCUGGCGGUGCUCAAGUGGAGAUACAGGGCACUGGGUUCCAAGCGAAUCGCGACCUGUACUGUAAGUUCGGUGAAGUCCAUAUCAAGGCUACGUACCUGUCGUCGAUUAGUUUGGAGUGCAUAUCUCCGGCGAUGCAAGUGACCUCCUUUCCGGUGCGCGUGUCGAACAAUAUGUUGGAUUACAGCAGAUAUGUGAACGUGGCAGCCAACGCUGGUAGUGACGACGAUGUCAGUGUCCAUGUUGUUGGAGACUUCGUUAAUGCCGUGGAUACUGUUAACGGGGAGUAUGGACCAACUACUGGAGGGACACUUUUCUCAGUCUCCUUCUCUUCGACUCCUCCAGCCGUUAUCUCGUGCAAAUUUGCAUCGAGACUGGGGACAGGUUUUAUUUCUGAUUUUCCCGCAAACACAGCAAAGUGUGUGACACCGCCAAGCGACGCUGGAUUCGUUCCGGUGCUUCUCGCAUCAAGUUUGUCAGCUGGCGCCCUGUAUAGCUCGACUGCAACGCAAUUCGAGUUCCUCGCGGCUCCUGAAAUCGAUAUGGUGUUCCCAGAAAUGGGCUUCUUAGGCGGCGGAACAUUGCUCAACGUGCACGGGGAUAACUUGAUUCAGUCUCUAUCUGUCGCCGCUCACGGCUCACCUCUCAUGCCAGGAACGCUCAUUGAAGGUCUCUCUUGUCGUUUCGGAGGUAUUUAUACCGUCGCUGCCGUCCAUGUAUCGUCCACGAUCAUGCGAUGCGAGAGUCCCGCAUUUGCGACGUCAUUGGUGGAAGUGCCUCUCGUCAUCGAUCUCUCCGUCAAUGCCCUUGACUGGGUUGGAUCGCAGAUCGCGUUCGAACCGAUCGCGGACGCGAUGAUAUCUUACUUAUCACCCUUGGCGGGUUCUCGUGCGGGUGGAACUACCGUCACGAUCGCAGGCGGUUACUUCACUCCGAACGCACCAGUGUGGUGUAAGUUUGGUGCCACUGGACCGAUUCACGCUCUCUUCAACGGAGACGGAAGCGUGCGGUGCAUGUCUCCAGCCAAGUACCAAGGAGACAUCCCAGUCGCAAUAUCACGUGGUAAUGCAAACGAUUUCGCAUUCACCACGUCGACAAUCUUUAAAAUGUAG
Molecule: messenger RNA, 8043 nt
Organism: Ostreococcus tauri
Lineage: Eukaryota; Viridiplantae; Chlorophyta; Mamiellophyceae; Mamiellales; Bathycoccaceae
Product: Immunoglobulin-like fold
Exons: 1
Coding region: 1-8043 (2680 amino acids)
Source: RefSeq, a predicted model, not a curated record